Messenger RNA from Macaca mulatta (Rhesus monkey), 3026 nucleotides. RefSeq names its product LIM zinc finger domain containing 1 (gene LIMS1). Gene Ontology annotation, cellular component: cytoplasm; cell-cell junction; focal adhesion. NCBI's taxonomy places the organism in Eukaryota, Metazoa, Chordata, Mammalia, Primates, Cercopithecidae. The record is from RefSeq and is a predicted model, not a curated record. Gene Ontology annotation, biological process: positive regulation of substrate adhesion-dependent cell spreading; positive regulation of integrin-mediated signaling pathway; cell-cell adhesion.
UUGUCUGCAUGUUAUAUGUGCUUUCAGUAAGUUUUGGAUGAAUUUCUUAACUUCAUAAAGUAUAUAAAACAACUUAGCAGGAUAUGAGUUAUGACAUUUAGGGGUGUUGUCCUAUUGCUUCAGAACAGUGGGGUUUUCGUGUAAUACACCAUGUCACAUGAUUUGACUAAAUACAGGAAAAAAAACCCUAAACUUGGUUUCAUUGGCUCAAAUAUAGUUCAAGACAACGGAGGCAAAGCUAAGAUGAGGAAGUUCUAUACAGUUUAGGAAAUAGGGGCUUUCAAAGAUAAUUCACAGUGAUGUGAAACUGGCCUCCCAAGCCCUGAUAAGUAAGUUAAAUAAGAGUAGGAGCCCAGAGGGAGGGAGGUUCUUUACUCUUGAAUUAAGAGAAGGGGAGCUGGAGGUGCCUCAGGUAGGGUGCGGAGGUUUGCAGAACUAGGUCUGUGUGUGUAAAGUGACUAAGGCGGGGGAGUGGAAGUUUAAGAGAAGAAAUGGACCUGAUCGCCUAAAUCAGCCAAACACAGGCAACAUGGCCAAUGCCCUGGCCAGCGCCACUUGUGAGCGCUGCAAGGGCGGCUUUGCACCCGCUGAGAAGAUCGUAAACAGUAACGGGGAGCUGUACCAUGAACAGUGUUUCGUGUGCGCUCAGUGCUUCCAGCAGUUCCCAGAAGGACUCUUCUAUGAGUUUGAAGGAAGAAAGUACUGUGAACAUGACUUUCAGAUGCUCUUUGCCCCUUGCUGUCAUCAGUGUGGUGAAUUCAUCAUUGGCCGAGUUAUCAAAGCCAUGAAUAACAGCUGGCAUCCAGAGUGCUUCCGCUGUGACCUCUGCCAGGAAGUUCUGGCAGAUAUCGGGUUUGUCAAGAAUGCUGGGAGACACCUGUGUCGCCCCUGUCAUAAUCGUGAGAAAGCGAGAGGCCUUGGGAAAUAUAUCUGCCAGAAAUGCCAUGCUAUCAUCGACGAGCAGCCUCUGAUAUUCAAGAACGACCCCUACCAUCCAGACCAUUUCAACUGUGCCAACUGCGGGAAGGAACUGACUGCCGAUGCACGGGAGCUGAAAGGGGAGCUGUACUGCCUGCCAUGCCAUGAUAAAAUGGGGGUCCCCAUCUGUGGCGCUUGCCGACGGCCCAUUGAAGGGCGCGUGGUGAACGCCAUGGGCAAGCAGUGGCAUGUGGAGCAUUUUGUGUGCGCCAAGUGUGAGAAACCCUUUCUUGGACAUCGCCAUUACGAGAGGAAAGGCCUGGCGUAUUGUGAAACCCACUAUAACCAGCUAUUUGGUGAUGUUUGCUUCCACUGCAAUCGUGUUAUAGAAGGUGAUGUGGUCUCUGCUCUUAAUAAGGCCUGGUGUGUGAACUGCUUUGCCUGUUCUACCUGCAACACUAAGUUAACACUCAAGAAUAAGUUUGUGGAGUUUGACAUGAAGCCAGUCUGUAAGAAGUGCUAUGAGAAAUUUCCACUGGAGCUGAAGAAAAGACUUAAGAAACUAGCCGAGACCUUAGGAAGGAAAUAAGUUGCUUUAUUUUUUCUUUUCUAUGCAAGAUAAGAGAUUACCAACAUACUUGUCUUGAUCUACCCAUAUUUAAAGCUAUAUCUCAAAGCAGUUGAGCGAGAAAAGGACCUAUAUGAAUGGUUUUAUGCCCUUUUUUAAUUAAAAAAAGAAAAAUUCAUAUAAUCGUGUUUAAAACACAGAUGAAGUCAGUAUUCACCUUUGUUAACCCUUAUCCAUUUGUUGACAUGUAGAUUGUUUACAAAAAGAAACACAUGGUUAAAUGUUAAAUUUUAAUUAGGGCCCCCCAAAAUUAAAUAUAACUUUUUAAAAUGAAAGGAGUCACCUUCUACAUGACUCAGGUGAAAACACAGUACAAACAUGAAUUUACUUUGUAUUCAAAAGAAAAUUCCAACUGCUGUUGGGGAAGGACACAGAAAAAAUAACCACCCAAGAAAAACAAAAACAAGAAAAAUGAAUCUUAUACGAUCUUAGUAUAUUUAUCAAACGAGUAGCUAUAAAGUGAAUAUACCCAUUACUAAGACAAAAAACAAGUGUAAUUCAGAACUACUUGAUUUUUUUUUUAGUUAAAUGCAAUAAUUAUUAUACUUAGUUUUAUAACCUGCUCUCCUUGUGAAUUCUUCCUUCGAAUGAUUAUGUAACACAGUAGGAAUAGCUAGCUAGUAGGAUGUCUUUUAAAUUUUUGUGCAAAAAAAUUUAUACCAGGCAUUUGAAAAUAUACUUUACAAUAUUGGAAAAUGAAGUAUUUUUAAUGUAUUACAGCAAUUAUGUUUCUAAGCUUAAUGUUAAGCAUGUAAUCUUAGAAUAGGACAUGAAAUUAAAUUGUAUGUAGCUUGGAAUGUCUUGCUUCAGAAAAGUGAAUGUGUAUGUCCAUCAUAUUGCCUUUAUAACCAUGCUGAUAUCUAUGCUUUAUACAUAUUCAAACUUGCCUUGCCUUAAAAAAAUACAUACUGCAUACUUAAAUCAGGAAUUGUAGCCAUCUCACAGAAUGCCAACUAAAACUAAGUGCAUUGAGAUCUGAGAUUGGUAAACCCAGAUUCAUUUACCACAGCUAUAAUGAAGUUUUUAAAAACUCUCUUCUCCUUUUUUGGGGGAAAUCCAUUGUUAAUUUCUGUCAUCUUAGAAGAAAAUGAUGUUGAUAGGUGUUUCAGAUUUUCCGUUUCAAAUCUUAUAAUUAAUUGGAUUUAUUUACUACAAGUAGGAGGUAUAAAUGACACUCUUAAAUUGGAAGGAGGAGUGUUUUAGUGUCUGUUUUAGGUCAAAAUUAGUGCUUCUACUUUUAUCAAAAGUUUUAUCCUGAGGUUUCAGGACCACUCUUCCUUAAUAAACUUGUUAAUGUAAAGCGAGCUUUAUGAACAUUUAAAAAAUGUUGCUGCUGCUUUGUUACUUAAAGAGAAAGUUGCCAAGAGAGACUUCUUAGGGAAAAUACUGUGUUUUCCAAAAAUUGCUGAAAUAUUGUUUUGCCAUUUUUAAAGAGUCUCAGGUUAUUACCACUCUGCCAUUAAAUAUUUGUAUGCCUGCA